This is a messenger RNA of Amphimedon queenslandica, 1547 nucleotides long. RefSeq names its product 2-hydroxyacyl-CoA lyase 1-like. The coding region runs from base 26 to 1525 and encodes 499 amino acids. The transcript is spliced from 16 exons. Gene Ontology annotation, biological process: fatty acid alpha-oxidation. NCBI's taxonomy places the organism in Eukaryota, Metazoa, Porifera, Demospongiae, Haplosclerida, Niphatidae. Gene Ontology annotation, cellular component: peroxisome. Gene Ontology annotation, molecular function: thiamine pyrophosphate binding; magnesium ion binding; catalytic activity. The record is from RefSeq and is a predicted model, not a curated record.
UCAUGAAUAUCAUUAAUUUGUCAAUAUGUCUUCCAGUGGUUCAGUGAUAUUAGCUGAUAGUUUGAGAGCUCAAGGGAUCCAGUACAUGUUUGGUAUAGUGGGUAUACCUAUAGUGGAGGUUGCUUAUUCUGCACAGGCUGCUGGAAUCAAAUAUAUAGGAAUGAGAAAUGAGCAAUCAGCUAGUUAUGCUGCUUCUAUCAUUGGAUAUCUCACUAAUAGACCUGGCGUUUGUCUAGUAGUACCUGGCCCAGGAUUGAUUCAUGCACUGGCUGGUAUUGUGAAUGCAUUUGUGAACUGUUGGCCAAUGGUAGUUAUCGCUGGUUCAUUUGAUCAGGAUCAGGUCGGAAUGGGAGGAUUUCAAGAAUGGAACCAAAUUAGUUCGGUCCAGUCCAGCUGUAAGUUUUCUGCCAGAAUAGAGACACUAGAGUCAAUACCAUACCUUAUUGAGAAAGUAGUAAGAACGAGUCUUUAUGGUAGACCUGGUCCAACCUACAUUGAGAUACCAGGAAACCUUGUUAACGAACUGAUGCCUGGUGAUAAUAUCAGUUAUCCACCCUGUUGUCCGGACCCACCGCUAACAUUAUCAGACCCCCUGGAUGUGAAAAAUGCCGUUAAAUGUUUGAUGGAAGCUAAAAGACCACUCGUUAUCAUUGGGAAAGGUGCUGCAUAUUCAAGAGCUGAACACGAGUUACGUCUGUUAUUAGUAAGAGCUAAUCUUCCUUUCCUCCCUACCCCAAUGGGUAAAGGAGUCCUGCCUGAUGAUCAUCCAUUAUGUGUGGCAGCUGCUAGAUCAAGAGCACUCAAAGAAGCUGAUGUCAUACUAUUAGUUGGUGCUAGACUCAACUGGAUACUGCAUUUUGGAAAACCGCCGAGAUUUAAUGAAAAUGUUAAAAUUAUUCAAGUUGAUAUUAGUCCUGAAGAGAUGAGUAAUAAUGUACCAGCUCAUGUCAUGCUCUGUGGAAAUGCUAAAUCAGUUAUCAAACAAUUAUCGGACGCUCUUUGUGACAUUGGCUUUAAAGGUGUUGAUCCAUUAGGUAACUGGUGGAGCACUUUAAGAAAUAAAAUUGAUUAUAAUACCAAACUUAGUCAAUCACUUGCUAGUCAGGAAAGUGUCCCAAUGAACUUUUAUUGUGCUUAUAAACAAAUAACAGAUUACAUACCUCGUGAUGCUAUUGUAGUGAAUGAAGGAGCUAAUACAAUGGACAUUGGUAGGACUGUUGUCAAAACACACUUCCCUAGACACAGAUUAGAUGCGGGUACAUUUGGUACUAUGGGUGUAGGUACUGGGUUUGCCAUAGCAGCUGCUCUAUAUACUACGAGUUUAAACAAAUCUAAGAAACAAACUCCAGUUUAUUGCAUUCAAGGUGAUAGUGCCUUUGGAUUCUCAGGAAUGGAAAUAGAAACUGCAUACAGGUAUAAGCUUCCGAUUGUUUUUAUAAUAAUGAAUAACAGUGGUAUAUAUCAAGGGCUCCCGAGAGAGCAGUAUGAUGACAUUAUGAAGAAUGAAGACCCUUUUAUCAAGUGAGGGAGAAAGAGAGAGAAGAAAA